Messenger RNA from Phymastichus coffea, 722 nucleotides. RefSeq names its product small ribosomal subunit protein uS10m (gene mRpS10). Gene Ontology annotation, cellular component: mitochondrion; mitochondrial small ribosomal subunit. Bases 150 to 638 code for a protein of 162 amino acids. The transcript has 5 exons. Lineage: Eukaryota; Metazoa; Arthropoda; Insecta; Hymenoptera; Eulophidae. The record is from RefSeq and is a predicted model, not a curated record.
AAUGCCUGACUGCCUGCACUCGUCUCUUGAGCAAUAAAGUUACAAAAUAUAUAUUAUGAAGAUAUCAAUUAUUUAAUUUUUUAUAAUAAAAAAAAGAAUUUAGGAGAUAAUAAUUUAUAUAAUCAUCAAUUGACAUCUUAUUGGAAACCAUGUUUUCGGCAAAGAUUUGGAAUAAAUGCUUCAACAUAGCCGCCGAACGUAUCAAUCUUUCAUUUCCAAUGUGCAGAACAUUCUCAAGUGAUGUUAUAUCAACAGAAACUGCUAAGCCUGACAAGUUAUACAAGAAAAUAGAAAUUGAAGUACGAGGAAAUGAUAAAGCUGUUUUACAAAGUUAUGGGAUUUUUGCUACAACUGCAGCAGAUCAUCUAGGUAUUACAGUAGGUGGCAAUUUUGCUCCUCGCAAAGCAACUCAUCAACGAUUGACUCUUCUCAAAGCUAAGCAUGUUUAUAAAAAACAUCGAGUUCAGUAUGAAUUUAGGACAUAUUAUAGAUUUUUAGAAUUUUUGAAAAUGACAGGAUCAACUGCUGAUACGUUUUUAGAAUAUAUUCAAAGAAAUUUACCAGAAGGUGUAGCAAUGAAAGUAACAAAGACUGAAAUUCAAAGGUUACCAGAAUCUGUCAGUACUCCACCAAGUUAAAUUCAUGUAAAGCCUUUUAAUUUUUUCUUUAUUUCCUCACUCAGUCUGUUAUUUUGUUAGAGUAAAAUAUAUUUGUGAACAGAA